Gilbertella persicaria is the source of this 537-nucleotide messenger RNA. RefSeq names its product ribosomal protein S27a-domain-containing protein. The transcript is spliced from 3 exons. Gene Ontology annotation, cellular component: cytoplasm; nucleus; ribosome. Lineage: Eukaryota; Fungi; Mucoromycota; Mucoromycetes; Mucorales; Choanephoraceae. Gene Ontology annotation, biological process: protein ubiquitination; translation; modification-dependent protein catabolic process. Gene Ontology annotation, molecular function: structural constituent of ribosome; protein tag activity; ubiquitin protein ligase binding. Bases 91 to 537 code for a protein of 148 amino acids. The record is from RefSeq and is a predicted model, not a curated record.
UUUUUUUUCUAUUUCAACAGAUAGUGAGGAAGAUUUUUUUCUUGUCACUUUAUAAUUGUUUGGAAAAUAAUCGAGUUAUCUGAAUCUAAUAUGCAAGUCUUUGUCAAGUCUCUCCAAGGAAACACUCUUGCCCUUGAUGUUUCCACCAACUCUUCUGUUGCUGCUGUCAAGGCCAUGAUCCAAGAACGUGAAGGUCUCCCUGUUGACGCUCAACUCUUGUCCUUUGCCGGUAAGCCUCUUGUUGAUGGUGAACUUGCCCUUUACGGCAUUGCCAACAACAACACCUUGAACCUCAACGCUGAACUUCUCGGUGGUGACUUACACUACCCCAAGAAGAUCAAGCACAAGCGUACUAAGGUCAAGUUGGCUAUUCUCAAGUACUACAAGGUAGAUGAAUCUGGUAAGGUCACUCGUCUCCGUCGUGAAUGUCCCAAUGCCACCUGUGGUGCUGGUGUGUUCAUGGCCAAGCACAAGGAUCGUCAAUACUGUGGCAAGUGUCACUUGACUUAUGUCUUCCAAAAGGGUGAAAGUGCUUAA